This is a messenger RNA of Python bivittatus (Burmese python), 5055 nucleotides long. Lineage: Eukaryota; Metazoa; Chordata; Lepidosauria; Squamata; Pythonidae. The record is from RefSeq and is a predicted model, not a curated record.
AAGAAGAUGGAAAGUAAUGCUGUUCUUCUGGAAUCCAAAUCCUCACCAAUCAACCUUCUGAAUGAAAUGCACCAGCUGCGUCUGCUAGGCCACCUUUGUGAUGUGACUGUGAGCGUAGAAUAUCAAGGUGUCAGGGCAGAGUUUGUUGCUCACAAAGCUGUGCUGGCAGCCACAAGCAAGUUCUUUAAAGAGGUCUUUCUUAAUGAAAAAGGCAUGGAUGGACCAAGGACCAAUGUGUUGCUGAAUGAAGUCCAGGUAGCUGACUUUGCAUCUUUUCUGGAGUUUGUUUAUACUGCCCGGGUAGAGGUGGAAGAAGAUCGGGUGCAGCGCAUGCUGGAAGUGGCUGAGAAACUGAAAUGUUUAGAUUUGUCAGAGACCUGCUUUCAGCUAAAGAAACAGAUGCUCGAAUCAGUGUUGCUGGAGUUACAAAAUUUCUCUGAGUCACAGGAUACUGACGAGGAUGGUGGGGCCCAUCCUAGCACUUUACUUGAACCAAAAACAAUAACUGAACUGCAAGGGGACGACGUGGACUAUUUUACAAAUUCUGCACUCAGAAGACCCAGGACUGGAGUGGACCUUGAGUCCCCCACCCUGAAAUUAAAGGAGAAGUUGGACAAAAAAAAAGAAGCCCUGAAGGCCCCCUGUGCCAAAAUCAGGCGGGCAAGUGGCAGAUUGGCUGGCAGAAAAGUGUUUGUAGAGAUACCCAAGAAGAAGUACACAAGGCGCCUGCGAGAGCAACAGAAGUUCGCUGAAGCUGUUGUGGAAGAGAGCCGGAUUUCCAAAGACCAGGGCAUACAUGACAAAGGUGGGGAGGAGGAGAAAGAUCAAGUGGUGAACAGUGUGAAACUAGAGGAGAAAGGGUGUGAUGGUGCUGAGGACCACCGGGAAAAAAACCUGAAUAAAUUGGAGGAGGAUAAAAAGAACCGCAGUGGCAACUUUACUUGCAGUACUUGUGAGCGAGAAUUCCUCUAUGAGAAGAGCUUUCUGAAACACAUCAAGCACAGCCACGGAAUUGCAGCUGAAAUCAUUUACCGUUGCGAAACCUGCGGCCAGACUUUUGCCAACCGGUGCAACCUCAAAAGCCACCAGCGCCACGUCCACAGCAGUGAGCGCCACUUCCCGUGUGAGCUCUGUGGUAAGAAGUUCAAGCGCAAGAAGGACGUCAAGCGGCACAUUCUGCAGGUUCAUGAGGGUGGUGGGGAGCGUCAUCACUGCCUACAAUGUGGAAAGGGUUUGAGCUCCAAAACAGCCCUGAGGCUUCAUGAAAGGACACACACAGGCGACAAGCCUUAUGGGUGCACAGAGUGUGAGGCUAAGUUUUCUCAGCCUUCGGCACUUAAAACACACAUGAGAAUCCACACAGGUGAAAAACCAUUUGUUUGUAAUGAUUGUGGAGCAAGAUUUACACAAAAUCACAUGCUUAUAUAUCAUAAAAGAUGCCAUACAGGAGAACGACCUUUCAUGUGUGAAACAUGUGGGAAGAGCUUUGCCUCCAAGGAGUAUUUGAAACACCAUAAUCGAAUCCACACUGGAUCUAAACCCUUUAAAUGUGAAGUUUGCUUCAGGACAUUUGCGCAGAGGAAUUCAUUAUAUCAGCACAUCAAAGUUCAUACAGGUGAGCGUCCAUACUGCUGUGAUCAGUGUGGCAAACAAUUCACUCAGCUCAAUGCCCUGCAACGCCAUCAUCGGAUCCACACAGGGGAGAAACCAUUCAUGUGCAAUGCUUGUGGUCGGACAUUCACUGACAAAUCUACUCUUCGGCGUCAUACCUCAAUUCAUGAUAAGAACACACCCUGGAAGUCUUUUCUUGUAGUUGUUGAAGGUGCUUCUAAGAAUGAUGAGGAUCAUAAGACUGAACUUCCUGAUGAAGAAUACGAUGGAGCUCGUCCCAAGUUAUCAGAGAAGCUGCUGUCAUUCUCUGAAAAUGGGCAUUAUCCAAGUUUGACGGCUAUUCAAGAAAGCAUGACUGCUGUGCAUGAAAAUGGAUCUCCCUCUGUAACAGACUGUAAAUUGAGACCUGCAGUGGGGUCCCAAGAAGUCCCCGUAGCCACAGCUUUGCAUGAUCUCACAGUGUUGCACACCCAGACAGACUCGCUUCAACCACCUCUUCACAGCUUGGUGAACAUGUAAUAGCACCAUCAGCUGAGUGGAGAAAUUCAGCAAGGGAAAAAUUACUUUAUACUGUGUAAACUCUUGUAGUACAGUGACCUGUAAAAGGGUGCUGUUAGAGUUCUGUAUUCUACCGAAACUAGUUGAAUCCAAGUGGAUGAAUUCAGUACUUAGCCCAUUUGUCAAAGAAAAAAACACUCUCUUUCAUGUUUUGUCUGCAUAACGUAAAGUAGGGUCCAGAUCACACAGUCAGUAUAAAAGAAAGUAAAGGUUCAGUACUGUUUGAAUCCAGAUUUCUCUUUUUUCUUCUUGGCAUAAUAUUCUGUUAGCUUCCUUUUUUAUCUCUUAUUUAACAUUGUUUUUAUAUUGUACGCAAAAGAAUGUGAAAUACUGUAGUACAAUCUUUCUCUGGGCCCAAUACUUUAUGCAAUUUUAAUGUUUUUUUUUUAAGAUAUCUCAUCUUAAACAGAUAGUAGGAAAUAUCUUACAUGUUCUUCUAAUUGUUCUUCUGAUGAAAUGUGGAAAAAUUAUUAUUUGAAUCCAACUAUGUCCCUUGGCUGUUGCAAUGAAAUCCUGGGUUCCCCUUCCCUUAUGUAGCUCUUUUGCACUUAUCAAAAAUCUGCAGCUGAUACUUUGGACAUCCUCCAGAAUCACAGCAGAAAGAGAGAAAGGGAAAAUCCCCUCUCCCCUCCUCUGCCCCCACAAUUUGGAUGUUGACUCAGCUUUGUAAAAGGAGUGGAGCACCCUUAAGUUCCUGUAAUCAAUAUAACAGACUACUUCUUGAAAGAAGCUUGAAACAGAUUUUUUAAAUAUAAUUUCACAAGCUUUGUUCUAGGGCUGAAUUCCCUCCUAGGUAAACCUUCUAGCUAUUUCUUCCUUCUUCAGUCCCUACUGGUCCGCCCAUAUGAUAGUGAUCUUAAAUAUCUGUACUACAGAGGUGAGAAAACUGAUGGUUUUCCAGAGAUGCUGCUAAACUACAAAUCAUAGUGCCAAUCCAGCAUGGGUACUAAUGAGGCUAUCUGAGAAUUGUUAUCUAGCAACAUCUAAAGAGCUAUAGGUUCCCACCUCUGUUUUAUAAAUUCUUCAUCUUAAUCACAUCCACGUAGGUGUCUUCUCACUAUCGUACAUUCUUUGCCCAGAAACCGUCUUUAGAAGGUACUGCCCUCCCACACGGUUCUUGGUUCCCCUAGAGACCUAGAGGUUCUUUCCCAGCUGCCGCUGAAAUCUAUUUACUGGUAUUUGCCUGUGGAGAAGAUUGUUUUGUAAUUUGAUUAAUUUCAUUGGCAGUAUGCUCUUAGAACAGAUUGCUCCAAAAUAUUAAAAAUGGUUUUCUCAAAGAUGGUACAUCUUGCUGUAGAUAAUUUAUUGUAAAUUGCCUUGCUUUGCCCUAUUAUAUUAACAUUUUGAAUUAAGAAAGAUAAAAUCUUCAGGUUUCUGGCAGUGGCCUGAAAUAUUCUGGAUAUAAUUUCCCUGUUUAGAUUUGCUUAUGUUUGUAUGAAACAUUUCAUCUCUUGUGGCAAGUUAAGUUAUAAUCAGGGCUGACAUUGUAAGUAAUGCAAAGCAGAUGUUUGGAUAGGAAGAACUGUUUGAAAACAUGUAGAUUUUUACAAACAGGUUUACUCAAUUAUGUUUCAGUGCCCAUAGCUCCAAAGACCAUGCAGUGUAACCAAGGUAAAGCAGUUGCCCCAAAGUAUGAAAAUAUGCCUCCUACAUCAUACAGAUUGUGGAGAUGAGAACUUUUUUAAAACUCAAAAAGCAUCAGUAGUGUGCCUUUUUACUUUUAAAAUCAGGAAAUACAGAAGUGCCAAAGCUUAUGUGAAUCUGAGAUUCCACCUAUGUCCUGAAUUUGCCAAUAUAACUCUGCAAUUUUAAUUUUUGUAUUCAGAACUUUUUAAAAACAUUAUCAGUAUGUUAAAUGCUUCUUUCAAAACCAUGCAUAUUACUGUACUCUUGGUGUUUUUCUACAUUGAGGAACUAAGGUAAGUGAAAGAGUUGGGGUUCCUUUCGCUCCCUGUGCACUCCCAAAUUUUCUUUGGAAAGUUGUGGGGAACCCACUGCAGCAUUUUUAGGAAAGAUAAGAAGAUGCAGAAGACGACAAAGUAGGGGGAAUCCCAUUCCAAGAGUGGACAUCUGCUCACGUGACAUGGAGUAUCAACCUUUUGAGGCAUGUUUUUUAUGUACCGUCCCUUUCAGAACUUGGUGCAAAUGGGUAUGUGUGUGUGUGUGUUGGGCCCUGCACCCUUUAUGACAAGAGAAUGUAAGUUGGAGGAGGGGGAGGCACAAUUGUUUUGUCUCAAGGGAGAGAAUUUUCACAGAAGUAAUCUUAGCAUGCAAACAGUUAUUUUCCUCAAGGUGUUUGUGGAUUCAGAUGGUAUUGCCUGGUGCUUUUCCUCAGUUACUUUUUGAGGUUGAUUUAUUCCUGCAUUGGAUCUGAUUUUGGAUAUUGGUUGUAUCCUUUGGGAAAGUUAAGUUUUGGAUUCAUUUAGCCAAGUGUGUCCUCCUCAAAAGUUCCUCUCUUUCUUUACAUUAAGUUCAAAAUCACUUGCAGAGGGGAGGAAUAAUUUAGGCCAUCUUUGCUAUAUUAGCUUUUCAAAAUUCUUGUCCCAGUAUUUUAUUUGUUCAGAAGGCAAAGCAAUAAAAAAGUUCCCAUAUAUAGUUUUUUUUUAGUAAACUCCGUAGUAAUAGUUUGAUGUCAAUUCUUCCAUUUUUAUUUAAUCUGGUAAAAGGGAUGUUUUUAGAAAUACUAUCCAGAGGUUAUAUUUACAUAUUUAUUUUGUAUGCCAUGUGCUCCUUUUGACUAUCGCAUUUUAAUGAGAGUCGCAAUGCAUUUGUAGAAUAUAUUUAAACCCUUAAGUACCAAUAGGUAGGGAUUUUUAUUUUAUACUGUAUAAAUAUGUGAAAGUAGAUGGAGUUGUAUAAACUGAUUGGCCUUAUUAAAAAAAAAUG